Eucalyptus grandis is the source of this 3489-nucleotide messenger RNA. RefSeq lists its product as uncharacterized. Gene Ontology annotation, biological process: protein phosphorylation; protein import; protein targeting. Gene Ontology annotation, molecular function: protein kinase activity; ATP binding; ABC-type protein transporter activity. Gene Ontology annotation, cellular component: chloroplast envelope; membrane. The record is from RefSeq and is a predicted model, not a curated record. NCBI's taxonomy places the organism in Eukaryota, Viridiplantae, Streptophyta, Magnoliopsida, Myrtales, Myrtaceae.
UCGACAUCAAAAUGGGUUUUGGGCUUUGGUGAACUUCGGCCCAAUUUUCUCCCCCUCCUUUUUCGCGGGUAACGUAACGAAACGCGAUUCCGCACGCCCGAAGAAGCCAUUUUCGUCGCUUCCGCGACCUCAGCGAUGGAGCCGCCGGAGUGCCCCGUCUGCCUCGCCGCCUACGACGGCGACGAGGCGGUCCCCCGCGUGCUCGCGUGCGGCCACAGCGCGUGCGAGGCCUGCCUCGCGCGCCUCCCCCGGCCCCUCCCGCAGGCCGUCCGGUGCCCCGCGUGCACUCAGCUCGUCAAGCUCCCGCCUCAGGGCCCCGCUUCUCUCCCCAAGAACAUCGACCUCCUCCGCCUGUAUAACCCCGAGCCUGAUCGCGCCGGCCGCGACCGAUCGCGUCGAGAAUCGUCGGACGAUGAUCGCCGGGUCAUUCGGGAGCUGUUCGUCGGCAAGACGUGGUCCGACCAGCUCUACGCCGCGUGGAAGGAGUGGAUACUCCCGUGCGACGCUGUCUCGGUUGAAGAAGAUCGCGGGGGCGAUCAACGUGACUUUUGGUACAACUUAGUAGGGAGAAUUGGUCGUGUGGAUUCUGGCUUGUUGUCCAUGCGGUGUCGCGAGAAGCAGGAAAUCAGUCUUGUUCCGAUGGCGUCGUUGUCGAAUGGGAGUGAGGACGGUUCGGGAUUUAGGUUCGAUUACGUUGCGAGGGUUUUGACUUGUUUGAGUAGUAUUGGGGAGGAAGCAUUGAAUGAAUUGGCUUUAAUUUUGAGGGCGUCGUUGAGAAGACAGUGUAGAGUGUGUCAAGUUUAUGGCUUGUGGGGUAAUCUUAAGGAUGAAGUGCUGUAUUUAGUAUGUGAGGCUCAAUGGACAGGUUUUACGGUUUUUGACGAGGUGCCGCAGUUUGAUGGGGUCGAUGGAAACGAUGUUAAUAAGGAUUGGGUGUCCAAUUUUGCCAUUACAGGUAUGGAGAUUUGCGAGGGGGUAGUCAGCUUGCAUAAGCAAGGGCUUAUAGCUGGCUGUUUGGGUCUUUCAUGUAUGAAGAUAGAUGAAUUUGGACAUGUGUAUAUUGACUUGAAUGAGGUCUUGGUGCUGGAAAGGAAGGUCGCCAGGGUUGCUGGUAAAUAUGUUUCUGAUGGAAAAAGAAUUGAUAACAAAGAGCUGCAUAAGAUCUUUUACGAGUUACUGGAAAGUGAUUCCCUCUUGAGCCCUGAGGUACUUUUUGAGCUAUUGAGGAGAUGGGAUGCUAAAUUAGAUGACUCUGGCAGCUCGUAUUUUAUUGGGUAUGGAUCAGAUGUCUGGGUAUUGGGCUGUAUGCUCAUUAGGCUUCUUCUGGGUGCUGCAUUCCCUGGAGACACCUGGAACGUGAGAGAAGAAGAUGAUUCGGAUUUUUCAGUUUUGUACAAUAAUUGGUUGGAAAAUAUUGGUUCUUUAUUGGAGAAAAAAGUGACCUCGAAUUUUGUGUCGUUGAGGCUGGUGCUCCUUGAAUGUUUCAACUUGGAUCCACAAACACGACCGCUUAUAACUGAUGUGGAAAAAUGCAUUAGGGAACUGAUUGUGGGAUAUCAAUGUUGCAAUGGGGCUAUUGAGGAGGAAGUAGUUAGAGAAGAUCCUGAGUUUCAUUGCUUGACUUUUGGGAAAUUAUGUCGGAUGGCAUGGAAAAGUUCAGAUACAUGGAGAAAAGAUUUGCAUGGGAGCGAGCAUGCUGGUGGAGCAGAUAUUCAAAGUGGUAAGGUUGGAGUGGAUAAAGAGUUAGUUGAGGGUCUCUCUGAGCAAAGUGUUAGAUGCAAAGAUCUGCAGGGUCAUCUUGACUGUAUUACGGGUUUCGCCAUUGGAGGAGGAUUUCUCUUUAGCUCCUCUUUUGAUAAAACGGUCCAGGUGUGGUCUUUGCAGGAUUUCUCUCAUAUACACUCAUUUAGGGGUCAUGAACACAAGGUCACGGCUGUAAUCUAUGCUGAUGGGGAACAACAAUUAUGUGUCAGUGCUGAUAGUGGAAGUGGCAUUUGUGUCUGGAAAAUACAUUCCCCUAUGAUGGAAGAGCCAUUAAAAAAAUGGUAUGAGCAAAAGGAUUGGCGGUACAGUGGUAUACAUGCAUUGGCCUACUCAAGAAAUGGGUACCUCUAUACUGGAAGUGGAGACAAAUUGAUAAAAGCAUGGUCAUUGCAGGAUUGCACCCUUUCAUGCAGCAUGGAUGGUCAUAAAUCUGUAGUUUCCACAAUGGUUGCAUUCGGUGGGGUCCUUUACAGUGGCAGUUGGGAUGGAACUGUCAGAUUAUGGUGCCUUAGUGAUCAUAGUCCCCUGGCAGUAUUGGGGGAAGAUAUACCUGGAAGUAUGUCACCAGUCCUAUCUAUUACAGGGGAGAGGCAUUUUCUGGUUGCAGUUCAUGAAAAUGGAAGUAUAAAGGUCUGGAAAAAUGAUGUGUUCAUAAAAUCUGCAAAAGUGCAUAAUAGUGCUAUUUUUGCAGUAAGCUUAGAAGGCAAAUGGCUGAUAACUGGAGGCCGGGAAAAAACCAUCAAUAUACUGGAAUUAUCAGAUGAUGUUCAGGUAGACAUAAGACCGGUUGGUUCAAUACCUUGUGGUUCUGUUGUAACGGCUCUCUUAAGCUGGCAGGGAAAAAAUUUUGCCGGAUGUGCUAAUAGGUCUGCGAAGGAGAAUAAUGGACGUGUCGCGAGGACGUGGAGGGAUUUCGCGAGCUUGAAUUACUGGGUUGUGCGGGAUUAUUAUCGACUUGUGGAGGCGGUCAAUUAUCUCGAGCCACAGAUGCAGAGGCUCGCUGAUGAUCAGUUGGCUGCGAAGACACUGGAAUUUAGACGAAGGCUGGGGCAGGGCGAAACACUGGCUGAUAUUCAAAGUGAGGCAUUUGCCGUGGUACGCGAAGCUGCAAAGAGAAAACUUGGAAUGCGCCACUUUGAUGUACAGAUUAUUGGUGGUGCUGUGCUUCAUGACGGAUCCAUUGCGGAGAUGAAAACGGGGGAAGGGAAGACAUUGGUAUCUACUCUGGCGGCAUAUCUUAAUGCUUUGACUGGUGAAGGUGUACAUGUGGUAACAGUGAAUGAUUAUCUAGCUCAACGUGAUGCUGAGUGGAUGGGGCGUGUUCAUCGCUUCUUGGGCCUCUCGGUGGGUUUAAUUCAGAAGGGAAUGAAAUCAGCGGAAAGGAGACGCAACUACCAAUGCGAUAUAACCUACACUAAUAAUUCUGAACUUGGCUUUGAUUAUUUGAGGGAUAAUCUAGCAGGCAAUAGCGAGCACCUUGUUAUGAAAUGGCCAAAGCCCUUUCAUUUUGCGAUCGUUGACGAAGUUGAUUCUGUUCUUAUCGAUGAAGGAAGAAAUCCUUUAUUAAUUAGUGGGGAGGUAAUGUCUGCUAAUUUUCAUGUGCCCAAAUCUAGGCGAGGGUCACCAACCCUCGUGCUGGCUUGGUGGCGCUCACCUAGGGCCCUCGGACUGGGUUGCCUAAGUCUGGGGGCGCUGGGCGAAGGCCGGUGACCCUCACCCAGAUCU